Lentinula edodes (shiitake mushroom) is the source of this 591-nucleotide messenger RNA. RefSeq names its product cyclophilin-like domain-containing protein. NCBI's taxonomy places the organism in Eukaryota, Fungi, Basidiomycota, Agaricomycetes, Agaricales, Omphalotaceae. The transcript is spliced from 6 exons. The coding region runs from base 1 to 591 and encodes 196 amino acids. Gene Ontology annotation, biological process: protein peptidyl-prolyl isomerization; protein folding. Gene Ontology annotation, cellular component: catalytic step 2 spliceosome. The record is from RefSeq and is a predicted model, not a curated record. Gene Ontology annotation, molecular function: peptidyl-prolyl cis-trans isomerase activity.
AUGGUGGUAGCGAAAAGAUAUUUGAAACGGGCUAAAUGGUUCGCACUCUUCCUUCAUUUACACUACCGGCGUACACUCAUUUCUUAUUCACAGUCAGUAACACUUCAUACAACUCACGGAGAGCUCAAAAUCGAGUUAUUCUGCGAGGCUGUACCCAAAGCCGCAGAGAACUUCCUUGCGCUAUGUGCAUCAAAUUACUACGAUGGAUGCAUCUUUCAUCGCAAUAUCAAGGGCUUUAUGAUCCAGACCGGUGAUCCCUCUGGCUCAGGUAAGGGUGGUCAGAGUAUAUGGGGAAAACCAUUCGCAGACGAGAUACGGUCAACCCUAAAGUUUAACGCCCGCGGCGUAGUCGCGAUGGCAAACUCUGGUGCCGAUACGAACAAAUCACAGUUCUUCAUAACCUAUGCCAAACAACCUCAUCUUGACGGAAAGUACACCAUCAUUGGUAAAGUCAUCGAUGGUGCCGACUCCACGCUUGAUUCCAUGGAACGAAUACCUGUCAAUCCUAAAAAUCGACCUCUAUCUGAAAUAAAGUUAACUCACGUAACUAUUCACGCGAAUCCUUUAGCCGAUGCUCAGCUUGUUCGGUGA